AUGCUACAUCCAGAAGGGAAUUUCUUUGGAUCCUACACAUCUGGUGACUUCGGUAGUGUUAGGAUGGGUAAUUAUGGAUCAGCAAAAGCUAUUGGUAUUGGUGAUGUGCAUUUGGAGACCAAGAAUGCUACUACGCUGGUUUUGAAGAAUGUGAAAUAUAUCCCUGAUAUUCGCAUGAAUUUAAUUUCCACAGUACAUAAGAAGCUCAUAAGAAGUCGGGAUUUUGUAUUUGUUGAAGACCAGACCAUAGAAGAUAUUAACAAGACAGAUAAAAUAGAGUUUCAGCACAGUGAUGAUUUGAUUGACUUGGAUUCAGUUCCUUUGACACAACCUUCUAUGCAAACUGAGAAUGAGGUUCAGAAUGAUCUGCUUGAUGGUACAGUAGAGAGUCUAGAACAGGUUGAGGUUCCUACAGAGGUUUCACUUAGAAGAUCUACCAGAAAUCGGCGUUCUUCCACACAGUAUCCAGUUGAUGAGUAUGUGUUAUUAACUAAUGGGGGAGAGCCUGAGAGUUAUGAGGAGACCAUAGAAGAUGAACACAAAAGAGUGUGGAUUGUUAUGAGUUUUGCAGCGAGCCUUGACUUAGAAGUUGAGCAGAUGGAUGUCAAGACUGCAUUUUUGCAUGGUGAUUUAGAUAAAGAGAUUUAUAUGGAACAGCCAGAGGGAUUUGAGGAGAAAGACAAGGAGAAUCUUAUGUGCAAGUUGAAUAAAAGUCUUUAUGGGUUGAAACAGGCACCAAGGACGUGGUACAAGAAGUUUGAGAAUAUUUUAAGAAUUGAUAUAUUGAAGAAACAGUUGAGCAAAUCCUUUGCCAUGAAGGAUUUGGGACAAACGAAGAAGAUUCUUGGAAUCUGUAUAGCACGAGACAGAGCAUCCAAGAAACUGCAUAUGUCUCAGGAGCAUUACAUAGAGAAGCUGCUUGAAAGAUUCAAUAUGAGCAAGGAGCAUUACAUAGAGAAGCUACUUGAAAGAUUCAAUAUGAUCAAGGCUAAAAUAAUAUUGUCUAUGCUGUUGGUGUUGUUAGUCGGUUUACGUCCAAUAGAAAAAACAACAUUGGGAGGCAGUAAAACAGAUUAUGAGAUAUUUGCGAGGUGGUGCAGUGUCAUGGCAGUCAAGACUACAAAAGUGUGUUACACUUUCUACGACUAA
Molecule: messenger RNA, 1149 nt
Organism: Momordica charantia (bitter melon)
Lineage: Eukaryota; Viridiplantae; Streptophyta; Magnoliopsida; Cucurbitales; Cucurbitaceae
Source: RefSeq, a predicted model, not a curated record